AAGCAUGAUAUGACAUUAGCAUAAAGCUGGAUACUAAAGUGCAACUAUCAGAAAUUACAGGGGAGGUUUAAGCAAUUAACGUUUUUUUUUUGUUUUAUUUAUGCAAAAUGCACGUUUGAUUUGAUAUGGAAGAAGUUGAAGCGGUGGAGGUGGAGGUGGAGGUGGAGGGAGAGGAUGGAGAGAUCGCUCCAGUAAUGAUAAAAUCAAGUGUUAAAAUUUUGUGGGUCAAUCCACCGCCUUUCCGCCUUUCCGCCUUUCCCUCCAAUGGCUUCCCGCCAAGUCCGACGAUUUAUGCCGACGUGUGUUCUGUGAUCUGUUUCUUUAAGUCGGCUCGGAGGAGUAAUGGAGUAUCAAUUGAUCUAACCCAUGAAGCAAAAUCCUGAACGAACCCACGAACAAGAAACCCCAAUUAGCUAUUCAGUUUCGGUUCUCAGCUCGGCUAGGAGGAGAAGGCCAGGACAGACGAAAACGAUGGUAUAUGGUUCAGCAGUAAGACACAACAACAACAACAGCAAUGGAAACUCCUUCCAUGCCUUUCUUGAAGGCUGGCUUGUCCGUCAACAACAAUUCCUCGACGAGAUUGUCUAUGCAAAACGCUUCUGCCACGACGAUUCACGCGAGCAGGACCUUAGAGAUCUCAUCGCGCGGGUCCUGUCACACUACCAACAGUACUUGGGGGAGAAAUCCAGAGCGGCUCACAGGGACGUGUUCCUCGUGUUGUCGCCCCCCUGGUUCAGCUCCUUAGAGCGGGCCUUGUUCUGGAUUGGCGGGUUCAGACCCGGACUGGUGUUCCGGCUCGUUGCCAAUUCCGUUGGGGACCUGUCGCAGGACCAAGUGCAGUGGAUGGAAACGCUGAGGGCUGAGACAAGUGCGGAGGAGCGGCAACUGGAGGAGGAACUGGCGAGGCUACAGGAGAGCGUUGUGGCGCCACCCCUGUCUGAACUUCUGAGGCGGAGAGGGAGGGCGGUGAACGGGGAGGAGGGGAAUGCCAAUCCCGUGCUUGAAAGCAUGAUAACUGAGUUCGAGAUUUUGCUGGGGAGUGCAGACAUGUUACGAGCAAACACAGCAACCAAAAUGAUUCAGAUACUAAGCCCUGUUCAGACUGUGAGCUUUUUAGCAGCCGCAGCGCAGCUUCAGCUCAGGAUUCGAAGGUUGGGUUUUCAAAGAGAUGCCGAGCGAGAGGAACAAUUUUAACACUGAUAAUAUAAAGACUUGAGAAGAAUUGAAACAUGGCCUCUUCUGACAAAGCCAUCAGGCAGCUUCAGAGGUUUUGAGGAGCUUGAAAGGAUUUGAAUUUCUAGGUACAAGUUCAAGCUUAAACUCCUAGUUUGUACAUUUGGCUAUCCAACAAAGGGUUUCAUGCAGUUGAAUUUGGGACAUUUAAUGACUUAGGUGUAAAGGAUAUUUUCUUUGUUGUUUUGACUACAAGACAAGAAGACCUUAAGAUUACUAAAAUACCUUCAAUUUACAUACUUACCCGAGAAAGACAGGGAAAACAGAAGCUGGUUCAAACUUUAAACAUAAUACAAGCUCAUGAUCCUGAUUCACAGAAAUUCUCAUGCAGAAAAUAAGGUCAUAAGAAAUUCGGUUCUGAAGCUAGACUACUCCCCAGUGAUUACAAAAGCUUCCCGUAAACUACAUGAAUAUGAAAGUAGCAUGUUAGUCCCCACCCACCACACUGGAAAAUUUCAGGUUUCUACUACUACCAAUCAUAAGAACGAUGGAUGAUGUCAACUAGGGAACCAAGGAUAGUUGAGAGUCCACUCUUCCAUAGUGAGAA
Messenger RNA from Nelumbo nucifera (sacred lotus), 1780 nucleotides. Its product is annotated as protein ZW2-like. The record is from RefSeq and is a predicted model, not a curated record. Gene Ontology annotation, molecular function: sequence-specific DNA binding. Gene Ontology annotation, biological process: DNA-templated transcription. Lineage: Eukaryota; Viridiplantae; Streptophyta; Magnoliopsida; Proteales; Nelumbonaceae.